AAUACGUCCGAAAGAGAUAGUUAUAUAGGCAUUUUUUAGCUGAUUGAUUGGAAUGUUAGUCUACCCACUUGACCCGCUAAAAUUUUGUUUAUUAUCUACCAUUCACAUAAUAGGCAAUAUCACCAACACCCCUCCGAUAGUGUGAAACCCAAAUUUCCCGAUAAAAUUUAGGGCACUUUGCAGACCAUUUUGCCCUUCAAUUCCUCUUCUUCUUCGUUGUGGCAUCACCCCCAAAUUGAAGUGAUAGCUCCAACACUUGAGUUUCUCCAACUGUGGCCAUAAGAGGACGAUCGAUUUAGAGGCGAAGGUAUUAGCGUAGAAAUGACAAACGAACUAACUCAGACUAAGGUUGCACGUCGGCGGAAAGAGCUAUCAUACUUCAUGCUAGUGCUAGAGGAGAUAAUUACGAGCCAUCGCUUGAAUAUGUUGGUUAUUUGGAUGUUAAUCUCCAUUAUCAUAUCCAAGAAGACCAAAAAAACUAGAAGGUUUUGGACAAAUAGGUUUUCAUUGCUCGAGCGCAUUCCAACGAAUGUACACCAUAUCAACAGAUUGGUUGGUGUAACUGAUAGGUCCUGCAUGGAUAAUCUACGCAUGGAUAGAAACACAUUCGGUCGACUAUGUCGUUUAUUGAAUGAUGUCAGUGGUCUUGUGGAUAAGAAAUUUGUCACCGUUGAAGAAAUGGUAGCAAUGUUCUUGGGUAUACUAGCUCACCACAAUAAAACUCGUGUGGUUGGUUUCCAUUUCCUCCGCUCAUCGCAGACCGUUUCUCGCUACCUGCACGUUGUCUUAUAUGGAGUGCUAAAGCUUCAUGAGAUUUUGCUAGUGAAACCUGAACCUGUUGAUGAAAAUUGCACCGACGCAAGGUGGAAGUGGUUUAAGGGUUGUCUAGGAGCAUUGGACGGGACAUAUAUCAACGUUCGUGUUCCUACCACAGAUCUUCCCAGAUAUCGCAAUAAGAAAUGACAAAUAGCCACCAAAACAUUGGCUCUAUGUGACCGUCGUCUAAGAUUUGUCUAUGUGUUACCUGGGUGGGAGGGAUCUGCUGGGGACUCGAGGAUAUUGCGAGACGCGCUCAGUAGACCACUUGGCUUCAAAGUACCAAGAGGAUAAUACUAUUUGUGCGACAACGGGUAUGAGAAUAGUGAAGGCUUUAUCACUCCAUACAAAGGAGUUAGAUACCAUUUGAAAGAAUGGGGACCCUCUUGUCAUGCCCCUCAGACACCGGCAGAAUUGUUCAACAUGCGCCAUACCAAGGCUCGGAACAUCAUAGAGCGCGCCUUUGCUGUGAUGAAAAUGCGCUGGGGGAUUCUUCGCAGUUCAAGCUUUUAUCCAAUUGAUGUGCAAACAAAUCUUAUUAAUGCUUGUUUUUUGCUCCACAAUUUCAUUCGCGGUCAAAUGGAGAUUGAUCCUCUUGAAGUGCAAAUGGAUAGCCAAGGGGAUGAUGGCAGUCGAUCUGAUCCUGAUGAUGAUCGAGUGGAUUUCAUACAGAGCAUCGAACCUACCACCGCAUGGGCUAAGAAGAGAGAAGAUUUAGCAGCUGAAAUGUGGCUUGAUUUCAAUGCAUAAUUUGUUGAUGAAACUGUUCUACUUUAGAACUUGUUUUCAUUUUGAUUUUAGGAUUUUCGAUAUAUUCCUGAUGGUACUUUGAAAUAGACAGAAUUUUAUAUGCACUAGUUGAUUUUAUGGAA
Messenger RNA from Salvia splendens (bonfire salvia), 1688 nucleotides. RefSeq lists its product as uncharacterized. The record is from RefSeq and is a predicted model, not a curated record. The coding region runs from base 322 to 963 and encodes 213 amino acids. Lineage: Eukaryota; Viridiplantae; Streptophyta; Magnoliopsida; Lamiales; Lamiaceae. The transcript has 4 exons.